AUGUACCGCACCUCCGACCCCCGCUUCCGCCGCCGCCUAAACGAGCUCGGGGCAAGCGUGGAGAAUGUGACGGAGCAGGCCCAAAGCUCCCUCUACAUCUUCGGCCAGCGAUACAUUUCCCCCUGUCUCGACUCCGUCACCUCCUGCCUCACGACCUGCGUAGACGCUUCCUGCCCCUCCCUCAACCUCCGCCAACGGGACCGCAUCCGGCGACAACGAGGCGGCCGAGGCCGAGGUCGGAGUCGAGGCCGGGCCGAGCUCAGUUUCGAUUUCUAUGAUGACUGGGACGAUUUGCAGGAUGAGGGGGAGGGAGAUGGGUUGCUAGGCUGGAGUGACGAGUUCGAUCGCUUACUAGCUGGUAGUGGGGCAGGGACGGCGGGGUAUGGGGCUGUAUCGCAGCAGCCUUCCCAACGCCAAGGCGGAAUGAUCUAUACGAAAGGCAGACGGAAAAGCGCUGCGCAAAUCGAGCCGGAUCCGACCGUCAUACCGCGCUCGGCCUCCAAGGGCUUCUUCGGGAGGAUGUUUGGUGGCAAGGCGUUGAGAUAUACACCCAGCUCUGCGGAUCUGCAGGAACAUCCGGGUCAGAGACGGGAUAAACGGCGGGAUUUGACGGAGGGCGAGGCUUUGCUAGAGGAAGAGGAAGGUCUGGUGAGGAGUAAAAAGCAUGGACGGAAACGUAGUGGAACAGCUGGUACGGCCGGCUCAGGAACAACGACAGAUAGCUACAGCAGCCGAGGCGACAUCUUCCCCUCCGACGAAGAAGACGCGAUACCAUUGGAUGAUGAAUUCGCAAUGGUGCUAGAACGACGGAACACGAACCCUUACUCGGGAGGCGAAACGGAGAGCUCAUCCGGGCAUACAAGACGAGGCAAGCGGCCGUCGGCGGGGAGUCGGACGUCUACUCGGCGGACCAUGUCGGAACGCAGUGGGAGGAGUAGUACUGGUGGGGGACGACAGGGCAGGAGUCGGACGGGUAGUGAGCUGCAGUCUCCUGUUGAGGAGCGGCGACCUGAGAUGCAGGAGGAGAGUGAGGGGUUGCCCGCGGCGGCGACGCCGACGUUGAAUGAGCUUAAGGAGGAAGAAAGCCGGCUGGCGGAGGAAGAAGAGGCGGAGGUUGAGCGGAAGAGGGGGGAGGCUGCGAGGUUGGCGGCGGAGAGGGGGCUGCGGGAGGAAGAAGAGGAGGAGGGGGGAGUGAGAGUGGGAGUGGGAGAGGAGUCGCGGAGUAAGGAAGACACAGCGACACCGGAAGCCUCGGCUUCUGUGGAAGAGCCGAGUCAAUUGCCUACUCCACUACCGACAGAUGACGAAGACGACCCUGCUACGCUCCCACAGCAUACGAACACUGAAGCUGUGGCAGCGAGUCCUGCAAAUGAAGUAGAGGGCAAGCAGCAGCAGCAGCAGCAGGAUGAACAAUGA
This is a messenger RNA of Recurvomyces mirabilis, 1416 nucleotides long. RefSeq lists its product as uncharacterized. Lineage: Eukaryota; Fungi; Ascomycota; Dothideomycetes; Mycosphaerellales; Teratosphaeriaceae. The transcript has a single exon. The record is from RefSeq and is a predicted model, not a curated record. The coding region runs from base 1 to 1416 and encodes 471 amino acids.